AAAAAUGAGCUCGACGGCGGCGCGACUGAGCCUGCGCGAAGAGGACGUCGUCCGGCUGACGUUGGAGUUCCUCGACAACCGCGACCUGCACAUCGGCCAGCUGAGCCUCGAACGCGAGACGGGCGUCAUCAACGGCAACUACUCGGACGACGUGCUCUUCCUCCGGCAGCUCAUACUCGACGGCCAAUGGGACGACGUGCUCGAGUUCAUCCAGCCCCUCGAGGCGCUCGAAUCGUUCGACAUGCGCGCCUUCUCCUACGCCGUGCUCAAGAGCAAGUACAUCGAGCUGUUGUGCAUCAAGUCCGAAGGGAACUUGAGAGGAAAUUCGUUCGACAGCGCCGUGGACGAGGUGGUGACGUUGACCAAAGAGCUGGAGAAAUUCGCCCCGUCGAAGGAGGAAUACUCGAAUUUGUGCCUGCUGCUGACGCUGCCCAAGCUGAAGGAUCACUCGAUGUACAAGGAUUGGAAUCCGAGCGGCGCGCGCGUCGCCUGCUUCAGGCAGAUCUAUCCGCUGGUCGAGGAGUUUCUGCCCAAAAAGGUGGAGAAGAAACCGUACGCCGAUUCGGGCGCCGAUUUCGACGGGCGCACGGCCAAGAACGAUCGGCUCGUUCAGUUGGUUAUCAAAGGCGUCCUGUACGAAUCCUGCGUGAACUACUGCCAACAGCAGGCCGUCGGCGGCGCCGCCUCCGCCGGCGACGCCCCCAUGACGUUCGCCGAUCUGCUCGACGCCCGGGCGUCGUUCGGCGACGCCGAUUUAGGCCUGCUGUCGUGGCUGCAGAGCGUCCCGACGGCGGCGUUCGCCGUGCCGUUCGAGCAGCGCCCUCUUCACGUCGACGUCGAAAAGCUCGACCGGCCGACGCUGGUGACGUCGUGGACGGAGCACAUGCUGGCGACGCCCAUCCGGCCGACGACGUUUCCGCAUUCGGCGACGCCGUUCGCGCGUCCGAAGAGCGCCGCCGACGCCAUGUCGUUGUCGCUGAUGCCCGACGGCGCCGCCGCCGCCGCCGCCGCCAUGUCGGCGUCGGCGUACGGGUGGCAGGGCGACGCGGGCGUCGCGGCGCCCCCGAACGGGCAGAUGUCGAAGAGCAGCUUCGCCAGUUUUCAUUUGACCGGCUUGAAGAAUAAAAAUAUGAACGCUUCGGUCGAUCGGUUGUUCGAAGACUCCGAAUCGAGGGAGGCGGCGAAUCAGCCGCUCGACGAGACCGUUUCCUACAUGGAAUUCAUGUCGAAGUUGCCCAACUAUAAGGAGAAAAGCGGGCCUUUAACCAAUUACGGCAACGGCAAAUUGAACAACACCGCUCGUCGACAACAACAACAACAAUACGACGGAUCCGCCGGGACCGACAUGACGAACGAUUUUCGUCCGACGUCGGAUUCGUCGAGGGACGGAAGCGCCGCGACGGCGACGUCGGCGUCGGCGCCGGGCGUCGGUUGUAACAGCGAAUUGGUCAGGGAGUACCACAAAUCGAAGCAACGAUUGCAGGAGACGCUGGCGCAACGGGAGCGAGAGAGAGAGGAACUGAUUAGGAGGAUAAACAACGGCGAUGACGGGAAAUUAAACGGUACUUUCUCGACGAGAUCUCAGUCGCCUAGUAACGUCAACGGGGCGAAUUUGAGGGGAUCUGGCGAAGGAGUUUCAAAAUUUGCCGAUUCGAAAACGGCCGCCGCAUCGGCGACGUCGCAACGCGGCGGCGACGCCGACGCCAACCGAUCGAAAUUCGUGCCCGUCACGACGCUGGAGGACGCCCAGGCCAUACGGUGCGCCGAAUUCCAUCCCAGCGGCGAGUUGUACGCCGUCGGUUCCAAUUCGAAGACGCUGCGCAUAUGCGCCCACCCCAAAUUGAACGAAAUCAGCGCCCCCUACCAACCGACGGUGCUCUUCAAGCGCACCAAACACCACAAGGGCUCCGUCUACUGUCUGGCCUGGUCGCCCGUCGGCGAUCUCCUCGCCACCGGUUCCAACGACAAAACGGUGAAAUUGAUGCGAUUCGAUUGCCAAAAGGGCGAACUGGACGGCGACGACGUCGAAUUGACGGCGCACGACGGCACCGUUCGCGAUCUCUGCUUCCUCGAGGACCGCUCGAACGGCUCCAGCCUGUUGAUCAGCGGCGGCGCCGGCGAUUGUAAAAUCUACGUGACCGAUUGCGCCACCGGCACGCCCUUCCAGGCCCUCAGCGGACACACCGGCCAGAUACUGGCGUUGUACACGUGGGGCGGCGCCAUGUUCGUGAGCGGCUCGCACGAUCGCACCAUCCGCUUCUGGGACCUGAGGACGCGCGGCUGCGUCGACGUCGUGUCGCCCGGCGGCCGCACCGGUUGGGCGUCGCCGGCGUCGGCGGUGUGCGUCGAUCCGACGGGCAGGCUGUUGGUGUCGGGCCACGAGGACGGCGCGUGCGCGCUGUACGACAUCAGGGGCGGCAAGGGCGUGCAACGUUUCGUGCCCCACACGGCCGACGUCAGAUCGGUGCGGUUCUCCCCUUCGGCCUACUAUCUGCUGUCGGGCGGCUACGAUAACAAAUUGGUGUUGACCGAUUUGCAAGGCGAUUUGACGUUGCCGUUGAGGAGCGUAGUGGUGGCUCAGCACCAGGAUAAAGUCAUAUCGGCCCGCUGGCAUCCCGAGGAAUUCUCCUUUUUGUCGACGUCCGCCGAUAAAACGGCAACGCUGUGGGCCCUGCCGCCUCUCUAG
This is a messenger RNA of Phyllotreta striolata, 2686 nucleotides long. The record is from the annotation of a GenBank genome assembly. NCBI's taxonomy places the organism in Eukaryota, Metazoa, Arthropoda, Insecta, Coleoptera, Chrysomelidae.